AUGACCCUCUUCAAAAGACCAUGUAAGUACUCAAAGGUUAACAAGGAAGAUCCAGAAGAGGUGUUUCACCAACGAGCCAAGUUCUUGAUUUACAAAACACUUCAAGAAGUGGACUUGGUGUCUCGCCGUUCUUCUCAUCCGUCAUCGUUUCUACGGAUGAAGCUUUUAAGGUUGAAGGUGGAGAUCGGAAAGAGUUUGACUAAGCUACGUCGGAGCGUAGUAUCCGUCGUAAGUUUUGGCGGAAUUAGAAAGCAUUCUCAAAGCAGUGUGAGAGCCUUGAAGAAGAUGUUCCACGUUGGUGCAACAAAAGGACUACCUAGGCCUAUUUUCACUCUUGAAGUUUGA
Molecule: messenger RNA, 345 nt
Organism: Eruca vesicaria subsp. sativa (arugula)
Lineage: Eukaryota; Viridiplantae; Streptophyta; Magnoliopsida; Brassicales; Brassicaceae
Source: the annotation of a GenBank genome assembly